Messenger RNA from Dimorphilus gyrociliatus, 1323 nucleotides. Lineage: Eukaryota; Metazoa; Annelida; Polychaeta; Dinophilidae. The record is from the annotation of a GenBank genome assembly.
AGAGUGCAAUGGCCAUUUCGUUGUUGGAGUUUCAAAAUGGCGGCCUCUAGUAGAAUUUUCGCAAGAUUACCUGACAGAUAAUAUAAUUUUGAAUAUUUGGUAAACUCUUUCACAACUGUUGUAUCAAUAUUAUAACGUAUUAGAUGUUUACAUGAUUUGUCCGUCAUGCCCUUGACUUUCGGCACUCAAGUUUUUGGAAAAUUUUCAAUUACCUUGUUAAUCGUAACUUAUACGAGCGCCUUUGCUUUUUUUCAUAGUUAAUGAAAAAAUAUCUGAUUUGCUAUUCGCUGUGUUGUUAGUUAUAUAAUAUUAAAACAAGAUAUAUUCACGAACUUUUACUAAAAAUUUAACAAUAAAGUUAAGAUUUUAUUCAACAUUUCAGUCCGCCAAAUCUUCGCUAGAACUUGUUACACUCAAACUCGCCCACAACUUUCAAUUAACAAAGAUACGAAAGUCAUUUGCCAAGGUUUCACCGGACGCCAAGGCACGUUUCAUAGUCAACAGGCCAUUGAAUAUGGAACGAAAAUGGUUGGUGGAGUGUCGCCUGGAAAAGGUGGACAGACAAAUUUGGGACUUCCAGUAUUUAAUUCAGUACAGGAAGCAAGAGAUGCAACCAAUUGCGAUGCUACUGUAAUAUACGUUCCGCCUCAAUUUGCGGCUAAAGCUAUUAUUGAAGCUUUGGAUGCUGAGGUUCCAUUGAUUGUGGUUAUCACUGAGGGUAUCCCUCAAUUGGACAUGGUUAAAGUAAAGAGAAAACUACUCAACCAAACUAAGAGCAGACUUAUCGGUCCGAAUUGCCCAGGAAUAAUUCGUCCAGGACAAUGUAAGAUUGGCAUUAUGCCUGGUCAUAUACAUAAGCCCGGAAAAAUCGGUAUUGUAUCCAGAUCUGGUACUUUAACGUACGAAGCUGUUCAUCAAACAACCCAAGUUGGUUUGGGUCAGACUUUAUGUGUUGGAAUCGGUGGAGAUCCAUUUAAUGGAACCAACUUUAUCGACUGCUUGGAAGUGUUCUUGAAAGAUCCAGACACUGAGGGUAUUGUUCUUAUUGGUGAAAUUGGUGGGCAGGCUGAAGAGAGAGCUGCAGAGUAUCUGGCAGAGCAUAAUUCUGGACCAGACAGAAAACCAGUUGUUUCCUUUAUCGCCGGUUUAACAGCUCCACCAGGUCGUAGAAUGGGUCAUGCUGGAGCUAUAAUUGCAGGAGGUAAGGGUGGAGCUGAAGAAAAAAUACAAGCUCUUAAAGAUGCUAGCGUUGAUGUUACAAUGAGCCCCGCUCAAAUGGGUACGACUAUGUUAAAAGCUAUGGAAAAGGCUGGUAAAGCUUAA